AUGGAAGAUAAUAUUUUAGAUGAAGGCGAUCUCAAACCAAUUCCAAUUAGUAAUGAGGAUGAAGAUUUCAGUUCAAACAACGGAAUUCUCAUCAUAUUUCCACUUCUUAUUGUCUCAUUAGUUGGAUUGUUUGCUGGAGUUAGGUCGCAUUCUAAAAGAGAGUCAUUAAUUUAUUCAGGUAUGUUUGUAGUUGAAUCAUUAGUAUGUUUUAUCAUCGCAAACUUCAUUCCUGUUUUGAUUUAUCAACAAUCAACCAAAAAAUUCGCGGUAUUUUUACUGGUUAUGGCUGGCACAUGCGCUGCAUCAUAUCACAUACCACACUCCAUUAAAAUGUACAUAUAG
Trichomonas vaginalis G3 is the source of this 342-nucleotide messenger RNA. RefSeq lists its product as uncharacterized. The record is from RefSeq and is a predicted model, not a curated record. The transcript has a single exon. Lineage: Eukaryota; Parabasalia; Trichomonadida; Trichomonadidae. The coding region runs from base 1 to 342 and encodes 113 amino acids.